AUGGGUGUUCAUGGAUUAUGGGAUAUUGUUGGCCCCUCUGCUAGGCCUGUACGCGUUGAAGCGUUAAGAAACAAAAAAUUGGCGGUUGAUGCGUCGAUCUGGAUUUAUCAAUUCUUGAAAGCUGUUAGAGAUAAAGAAGGAAACCAGAUGAAAAACUCUCAUAUAGUAGGGUUUUUGAGAAGAAUAUGCAAGCUAUUAUACUUUGGUAUCAAGCCGGUGUUUGUGUUUGAUGGUGGUGUCCCAACAUUGAAGAAAGAAACUAUACGAAAAAGAAAGGAAAAGAGAGAAGGAAAUAAGGAGAGUAUAGAGCAGACUGCCAAAAGAAUAUUGGCCAAACAACUGCAACUUUUUGCGGAGGGCAAGUUGAAACGUCCCACAACAUCUGCUCCAAAUGUUACAAGAAGAGAAAUACCCACUGAAGAGUUGUAUUACGAUGCCUACUAUGACGAUCAAGUAGGGGAUAGUGACGUUGGACCACCGAAAGAGGCAGAAGUUCCGCAAGAAAAAGAGAGUAGGCUCUUUCGUGGCCAGGAUGAUUAUGACCUACCUAAUCGUGGUCCGAUAAAGGUCGCAGAGGAUGAUAAAAGGGUAAUGACCGGUUACGAGUAUGAUCGACUAACACAAGAUAUAAAUGAUGAUCUGGAUGGACUAGACUUGGAUAACAUUGAUCCACAGUCAAAAGAAUUCGAGAACUUGCCUUUGUCUACCCAAUAUAUAGCCCUCUCACACUUGAGACUUCGCUCCAGGUUGAGGAUGGGCUACACCAAGGAUCAACUACAAUCAUUGUUUUCCGACCCAAUGGAGUUCAGUAAGUUUCAGAUCAAAAUGGUGCAGAAGAGAAAUUUUUUUACGCAGAAAGUGAUGAAUGUAACCGGAAUGGAUGGGGAUUCCAAGCAAGAUGUUGUCUCUAGAAGGAUUGCAAGUGAUAAGAAUCGUGCAUACGAUCUCAGGCGAACAGGUGAUGGGUACGCUCUAAGCAUAUCCAAGGAUGUCGUUGAGGGAGGUAGCUCUAGUCGUCCAAUAUUUCUCGGCGAUGUCAAGGAAUUUGUAGGGGUUGAGCAAGAAAGCCCCAUCGAACUGGAUGCCUCUGAAGAAGAUGUCGAUUGGGAAGAUGUAGAAGUCGUGAACAAAAGUGGUAAGCUUGAAAAGUCGAAAGCGGACUCUGACAUUGAGGUAAAAGAUCCGUUGUUCAUGAAAGACAGCGAUCAAAGUAGUGACGAAAAUGAUGAUAUUAUGAAAAAGAUUAAAUAUCUAUACGAGUACUCGAACACACACAAUAAAGGAAAGGGACCAAAGAAUACUGCUAUUGAAGAUGAUGAGCUAAAGCAAGCAAUUGAAAAAUCUAAACAGGACUAUCUAAACACAUUAAAUGAAGAGAAAAUUGGGUCAGGGGUGAGAGGUACCUUAGAUGAUGAAGCACCUAUCAUUUUGAGUACUUCAGCGCUAGCAAAAACCCUAAAGCUCCCUAAACUCAACAUGAAAGACAAUCUACUUUUUGGAAGACCUCGAGAGAAGCCUAGCAAAGUAGCAGAUUUAGAGAAUAAAAGUAAAAAAAAUGAUGAGAUUAAUCCGAUUAAUGAAAAGAGAAAAGCAUUGCCACUUCCAGAAUGGUUUUCUAAUCAAACAAGCCUUGGGCCAAAACCAACAAUGCAAGUUAGGAAACCAAGUAGGAAUCUUACUGAGGAUGAAAAGGCAGGACUCGUUUCCUAUGGCGAUAUCGAAAACUAUAUUUCAAGUGAAGAUGAGAAUACUGUCAUUGAUUUGAAUGAGUCAUCGCAUGAUGAAAAAUUGAUUGAAGUUGAUGAAGAGGGAUCAGAUAAAAAUCAACAUUUCGUGAUAGACAUCACAGAAUCGCCCAAACAUUUAAAGGACAAUUCCUAUCUUAAAACACCAAACAGCAAUAUUAUAGAAAUUGAAGACAAGAAGGCUGAUGACGGAAUUGUUAUUUCUCAAUCCCUAGUUUCCAAAGACUUUGAAAAUGAAACAGAGCCAGAAAACCAAGCAGAUAAGCCGCAAUUAGAUGACGACUCUGACUUUUCUGAUGAAGAGGAAGUAAACUUACUUUUAGAUAUGGAAGAAGAAAAUCUUGCUUAUGAUAAGUUUUUCAGUAAUAUCGGGGGGAUUAAGGUUGACAGCAAUAAAGAUGAAGGCUUAUGGACAUUCACAGAUGAAGCUAAACUACAGGAAAGGUUGCGGAAACAAAAAAGAGACGCAGAUGAGGUUUCCACAACGAUGAUUUACGAUGUUCAAGAUUUGUUGGCACGUUUUGGAAUCCCAUUCAUAACAGCACCAAUGGAAGCAGAAGCUCAGUGUGCGGAGCUCGAACUGAUAGGAUUGGUUGACGGUAUUAUAACUGAUGAUUCGGAUUGCUUUUUGUUCGGCGGGGACCGAGUCUACAAAAAUUUGUUCAACGAGAAGAAUUUUGUUGAAUGCUAUCAAGAUGCUGACAUUUUGGGAGAAUUAGGUCUUAAUCGAUCUAGUAUGAUUGAGCUUGCUAUCUUAUUAGGAAGUGAUUAUACAGAUGGUCUUAAAGGUAUUGGUAAAGUCACAGCUGUGGAGAUUUUGGCAGAGUUUGGAAACCUAGAGAAUUUCAAACAAUGGUGGGUGGAUUAUCAGAAUGGUAAAAUAGAUGAAACUAAGGACACCCCACUUCGAAAAAAGUUGAGGAAAACGUUAAGCAAAAGCUUGUUUUUGGGCAACGAUUUCCCUAGUAGACUAAUUUAUGAUGCGUAUUUACAUCCAGAGGUCGAUCACGAUAAAACGGAGUUCAAGUGGGGCUAUCCGGACAUUGAUAAACUUCGCACCUUUUUGGCCUUCUACGUUGGCUGGAACAAGGAGAAAGUUGAUGAGAUCAUACUGCCCGUCAUAAAAAGUCUCAAUAAGCCACAGUUGACUAUCGAGGAAUUUUUUCCUGUGGAGGUGAUACAGAGAAGGCGCCAGCUUAAUAUGAGUAAGCGGAUCAAGAGUGCCACAGAUAAGUUGAAGAGGGGAAGAAGUAAACAAACCGAUGAUGAAAACCAAGGUAAAAGGCAGAAA
Pichia membranifaciens NRRL Y-2026 is the source of this 3036-nucleotide messenger RNA. RefSeq lists its product as hypothetical. Lineage: Eukaryota; Fungi; Ascomycota; Pichiomycetes; Pichiales; Pichiaceae. The annotation marks the transcript as partial. Gene Ontology annotation, biological process: nucleotide-excision repair. Gene Ontology annotation, molecular function: DNA endonuclease activity; single-stranded DNA binding. The transcript is spliced from 4 exons. The record is from RefSeq and is a predicted model, not a curated record. Gene Ontology annotation, cellular component: nucleus.